Priapulus caudatus is the source of this 2192-nucleotide messenger RNA. RefSeq lists its product as uncharacterized. The record is from RefSeq and is a predicted model, not a curated record. Bases 1053 to 2192 code for a protein of 379 amino acids. NCBI's taxonomy places the organism in Eukaryota, Metazoa, Priapulida, Priapulimorpha, Priapulimorphida, Priapulidae. The transcript has 2 exons.
GUCAGUUUGGUUAGCUUUCCUGCAAAGGAAAUGUGUUAAAUCAAAAAGUGAAAACCCAGUAAAAACCCACAAAUGCCUGCGCAGGGCGGUAGGUGCAUCGUUAACACCGGCAGCGUUGAACGUGUUAAGAAGAGAAAUUAAAUGAAUUCGAUGGCGCCAGGUGUCGCUGCGUUUUGUUUACGAUAUUGGCUACGCCCAGAGGGAAUAAGAAGAAGGAAUAAGAAGAAGGAAUAAGAAGAAGGAAUAAGAAGUAAGAAGAAUAAAAAUACGAGAGAGGGUCCUUAAAAUAUAAGAUACAAGAUACAGAGGAAUUAGAGGAGGAGGAGCACAGACGAUUAGGAGAAAAGGACUGUUUCACGUCGUAGGUCUUCUCGCCUGGGGACGCAGUGUUAAGCAAGAAGUUGGAGCUCAACAACCUCUGACGCUUACCACCGUGUAAGCGUACAGGGAAGAUAGUGAUCCGACUAUAACCACCGUGUUCUAGUCGCCACUAUUGGAGCUCAACCCAUCCUCACGUUUACCACCGUGUAAUCGUGGGGAGUAGAGUGAUCCGACUUUGACCACCGUGUCCUAGUCGUCACUACUGCCUCUGUAUUGCCCCUGUGUAAUACACGCACUCAGUGAGAUACUGAGGAGCUUUACUCCGGCUCAGAUUGUGGAGGACUAUACUGCCUAUGUAUUAGCACCGUCUAAUAUACGCAUUCAGUGUUAAGCACUGAGGAGCUUUACUCCGGCUCAGAUUGUGGAGGACUAUAAAAGCCACUGCGCAUAACUUAUCAAAUAAUAAAAGCCACUGUGCAUAACUUAUCAAAUAAUAAAAGCCACUGUGCAUAACUUAUCAAAUAAUAAAAGCCACUGUGCAUAACUUAUGAAAUAAUAAAAGCCACUGUGCAUAACUUAUCAAAUAAUAAUAUAAUAUAAGAAUAAAAUAGUGAUAUAAGUUCACAUUUCUCAGCUAGGUGCUUGUUAGAAAUUGUUACAAAAGAUUGCAUUGCAGAACACAUAGCAUUCUUGAUUCAUAUCACUCGCCAUUUUAUAAAAUCUUUGCCAUUAUGGAAGAAACUGAUAUUGGACCAAACGAAAGCCCAGAAAAAGCAUAUCAUUUUGCUCACAUUAUUCAAGGACAUUACCAUCAAGGUGCAGAUUUAUUUCACCCAAAUUCUAGAGGAAAGCAAUGUAUGACUAAUGCCCUUCUAUCAUUAGUGUACAGCUAUGUUAGCAAUGUCAAUAACUGGAUGGCUGAAGAUCUCAACAAAAUAUUGGUAAGUGGAGAUAGCUUUUACACACAGACUCCUAAGUCACAGGAUUUCCUUCUAGUGUCAGAGAUUCCAAAGUAUUUCACAUGUUUUGACAAGAACUUCAAAAUUACAGACAAAACAUCAAUGGUUGGUCUUGUGAAUGCUGUAACUGCUGAAGCUCCAUACAGUGUUCUUGCUGAUAGCUUACAAAGCUUAGAUGCAUCUAACCCAUAUGCUCUCAUUUGUCUUGGUUGCUAUGCAUCUGCAGUUUUUCUAAACAAUGGUCAAUAUUUCUUAUUUGAUUCUCAUGCUCGCAAUGACCAUGGCUUACCAGCUUCUAAUGGCACUGCAGUUUUACUUGCAUUCAACAGUGUAGUAGAUUUAACACAAUAUGUCAAAGUUUUGAGCUUGAAGUUAGGUGCUAACAUUUUUGAAAUGACUCCCAUUGAAAUAAAAACAAUAACACAUAAGGCUCUACAAUUAGGUUUCAAGCGGCAAGGUACAUACCCUCAUAUAGACUUUGGAUGUGAUGAACAAACGGUGACAACACGAACAUUGAUGAAUAACUACAUGAUCAAUCAACUACAGUGCCAAGCACUAAACAAAAAGCAACGUGAGUGUCAACAAUCCAGACAACCUGACCGCACAAAGUAUAUGCAGCAGUACAAACAACGGCAAAGAACAGACACUGAAUAUCAACAUAAAGAGAGAAUACAGCAGCAGCGCACUAUGCAAACGGCUAGACAGCAACCUGAAUUAGCAUCUAAAGAGAGAAUACAGCAGCAGCACAGUAAGCAAACGGCUAGACAGCAACCUGAAUUUGCAUCUAAAGAGAGAAUACAGCAUCAGCACACUAUGCAAACGGCUAGACAGCAACCUGAAUUUGCAUCUAAAGAGAGAAUACAGCAGCAGCGCAGUAAGAAACGGCUAGACGGCAACCUGAAUUGCAUCUAA